UCAGCGCUCCUCUCCUUGUCAGAGGAACGGAGGAAGAAAAAAAGGAAAGGAAGAAGUAGCAGUCGACUGUCCCUGCUGUUCACUCGCAGCCUCUCGGACAGCAUGAGACGCACUCUGCUCUGCUGACUUAAAGGAAGCUUUAAAUUGGAUAAUUAAAAAAGAUAUUAAGUCUUUACAACAAAACGGAAGGGCCUCGUUUCGGCGCGAACGAUCGUUCUAGCUAGUUAGUGAGCUAGCUUAGCCUGUUAGCUUAGCUGGACACCCACUCAGCCGUGUCCGAGUGUGCAGGACUUCACGCCACCGGGAGCGGGGAGACAUCCACCCGGAACUGCACCAAAACUGACCCGGGCUUCACAUUACAACUGCAGCUGCACGUGUCGGGUCCAAACGAGGCUUUUGCACUUAAAAGUUCAAACAAAAAUACAUCCUGCAAAACAAGGAAGUGUGAAUGAACGUAGCGCUGCAACUGCAUUGCAUCAUUGUGCAGGUUGUUUCUGGAGCUGCAGCCUGUUCAUCCGCCCAGCACUGCCGAUAUCGAUCAGCUGUGAAAGCAUCUGUGCGUGCGGUCGAUAUAUCGAUCUCUAAUUAACUAAAGUAGGCUGGAAGCGCGCUCCGCCGUUUCAGAGAUGAUUCCCGACAAGGCGCCGAAGGAAGACGUCUUCCACGGGUCCGAGGAGUUGAAGAAGGAGGCUCACAUUCCCAGCUUUGAGAAGUAUAAAGAGCUCUACCUGAAGUCCAUAGAGCAUCCCGACGAGUUCUGGGGCGACAUCGCCAAAGAUUUCUUCUGGAAGACCAAACACGCGGGUCGUUUCCUGGACUACAACUUCGACGUGACCAAAGGAGAAAUAUUCGUCAAGUGUAUGGAGGGAGCGUCCACCAACAUCUGCUACAACGUGCUCGACCGCAACGUGCACGAGAGGAAGCUCGGAGAUAAAGUGGCCUUCUACUGGGAAGGCAACGAGCCCGGCGAUGAGCUGACGGUGACCUACAGAGAGCUGCUGCAGAGGGUCUGUCAGUUUGCCAACGUCCUGAAGUCUCAGGGAGUGAAGAAGGGCGACCGUGUGUCCAUCUACAUGCCGAUGGUGGUGGAGCUGGUCGUAGCCAUGUUGGCCUGCGUCCGCAUCGGAGCCGUUCACUCCAUAGUGUUUGCAGGUUUCUCUGCGGAGUCUCUGUGCGAGAGGAUCCUGGACUCGCAGUGUUCGCUGCUCGUCACAGCAGAUGGUUUCUAUCGAGGCGAUAAACUGAUCAACCUGAAGCUCUUGGCUGACGAAGCACUGCAGAAAUGCAGGGACAAGGGUUUCUCCAUCCAGAGGUGUAUAAUGCUGAAGCACCUGUCCAAAGAAGCAGGAGAUGCUCCUCUGGGCUCUCAGUCUCCUCCCGCCAAACGGCCCUGCCCUGACCUGCAGCAGGAGAAACAGACAGGGAGAGUAAAGAAAACGCGUCCUGUCCCGCAGGUCCCGUGGAACCCUGAGGUGGACUUGUGUUGGCACACUCUGGUCCGUGGAGCGUCAGACGAGUGUGAACCAGAGUGGUGCGAGUCUGAAGAUCCUCUCUUCAUCCUCUACACCAGCGGCUCAACUGGCAAACCAAAGGGCGUUCUCCACACUCUGAGCGGCUACAUGCUCUACACCGCCGUCACCUUCAAACUGGUGUUUGACUACCAGCCCGGCGACGUGUACUGGUGCACGGCAGACAUCGGUUGGAUCACCGGACACUCCUACAUCACCUACGGCCCGCUGGCCAACGGGGCCACCAGCGUCCUGUUUGAGGGCCUGCCUACCUACCCGGAUGUGAGCCGUAUGUGGGAGAUUGUGGACAAAUAUCAGGUGACCAAGUUCUACACCGCUCCCACCGCCAUCAGACUGCUGAUGAAGUAUGGCAGAGAGCCGGUGCAGAAGUAUAAGCGAGACUCCCUGAAGGUUUUGGGGACGGUGGGAGAGCCCAUCAACCCCGAGGCCUGGCAGUGGUACUACAGUGUGGUGGGGGAGAAGAGAUGUCCGAUUGUCGACACCUUUUGGCAGACAGAAACUGGUGGACAUGUGUUGACUCCUCUACCUGCAGCCACACCCAUGAAACCGGGAUCAGCUACGUUCCCGUUCUUCGGAGUGGUGCCGGCCAUCUUGAAUGAGUCGGGGGAGGAGCUGGAGGGAGCGAGUGAAGGAUACCUGGUGUUCAAACAGCCGUGGCCCGGCGUGAUGAGGACCGUGUACGGAAACCAGCAGAGGUUUGAAACCACCUACUUCAAGAAGUUCCCUGGCUACUACGUCACGGGAGACGGUUGCCGUAGAGACAAGGAUGGCUACUAUUGGAUAACGGGGAGGAUAGACGACAUGCUCAACGUCUCCGGCCACUUACUGAGCACAGCGGAGGUGGAGUCGGCUCUGGCGGAGCACGAGGCGGUCGCCGAGGCCGCCGUGGUGGGCAGACCUCAUCCUGUCAAAGGAGAAAGCCUCUACUGCUUCGUAACGCUCACCGAUGGAGUGACGUACAGCCGCACGCUGGAGGCAGAGCUCAAAAAACAAGUGCGGGAGAAGAUCGGUGCCAUCGCUACACCAGACUUCAUCCAGAAUGCUCCAGGACUCCCCAAGACCAGAUCUGGCAAGAUCAUGCGACGGGUGCUCCGCAAAAUCGCCUGUGACGAACGGGACCUGGGCGACAUCUCCACGCUGGCCGACUCCUCGGUGGUCGAGCAUCUCUUCCAGAACCGAUGCUGCGUUGGCGUGUGACGGCCUCCGGGGGGCCUCGCAGGGAGGAGGCUCGGACUGCAGCCGCGCGCCGGCAGCCACAAACACAACCAGGGGAGAAGAGGAAGAAGAGACGGAGGAGAGACACAAUGAACUUGGUCUUGCCCAACAAACAACCUUUAGCUCCUGAUGAGUACGACCGGUGUGCAGCAGAGCCUGUAUCUAAAAUUAGCCUCACUGUCUGGAACAUCUGUCUGGUUACUGGCAGACGUAGUAACUUUAACAGCAACAAAGAAAGUGUGGGAAUUAAUAAGAACAUCAGUCGUUUGGUUUGAAUGUUUUCCAGAAGCUGACAGAGUUGCUGCUGUUUUAAAACAAACAAGGCAUUGGCGUGUAUGAGAGCGAGAAGCCAGAGGUUGUUUCUGGGAAAGACCGUCCUGCAGUCCAACUGUGUGGAAGAGGUAGAACAGGGUAACACUUCCUUUUGGUUUUAUCCUUGUUAGGGGGGUGGGGGGUCAUGAUUUUGCUCUCAAUUUCAAAAUCUAAAGCGGGAUCAGCAGUUCCUGCAGUAUUUUUAUUUUUUUUCUCUCACCAGCCUCGCCUACUUGGGCGCGUCCAAAGAAAACAACAGACCGGCUGGUAGCAUGCAGCUAAAGACAGCAGGGUAAUGUUAGCUUACCGGCUGGUAGCAUGCAGCUAAAGACAGCAGGGUAACGUUAGCUUACUGGCUGGUAGCAUGCAGCUAGAGACACAGGGUAGUGUUAGCUUAGCAGUAGCCUGGAAGAACUGCUUUCCUGACGUCACCGCGUGGCAACAUUUAGCCUUCCCCGUGAGAGAGUUAUGGAAUCAAAUGUCACUGCCCGAUGUGAGUUGAGUGCCGAUGUGAAAAAAUGCCGUUAGCAUCUAGUAGGCUACUUGAUUGCUAACGUUAGCUCAAAACGCCGUUAGCAUCUUGGAGGAUACUUGUCGCAAAGUGACGCAUGCGCGACUCACAUCUGCACUCGACUCACAUCGGGUAGUGACAGUAAACAACAAAGGUAAAGCAUGUGGGUUUCAACGGGACUCCGUGGUGCAUUCAUGUGCACCUCGUUAAACUAAUGGUGCAUUCAAAUGCACCUUGUAAACUCUGAGACACUCAAAGUGUUGUUGCAAAGUACCCUUCUGCCAUCUAGUGGCUCUUAUUGCAGAGUUGCCAUCCCUGUUUAGAAAAAAAAGGUUUAUAUUGAAUUGUGUGUGACCUUAAAAUUCGAAAGUGGAAUCGUGACCCCCCCUAAUCCUAGUGUUUAGUCAAAAUUACACAGCAAUAUCUGCUACUUAACUGCUCAGUGAAAGGAUACAGUACUGUGAGUUUUUUGUCAGUACAAUAGCUUUCCGGUGGUUAAAGUCGAAGCGUUUCCACACUGGAAUAAAGAUAACGUGAAGUGCUGCCUGUAUCUGCCCCUGUAGUUGUACAACAAGUUGUCUCCUCCCCCCCAAUCGCUGCCAUAGUACUGUUCUGUACACUGAUGAUUAACUAAAUCUGAGAACGCUCAAUAUUUCUACUAGUUUUCAUUUCUGAAUUGUAAUUUUCUAAAAAAAAACUAAGCAAAAAACAUGUAGUUUUGUGUAAUUAUUAUUAUUUUUUAUUCCAGCGAAGGUUUAACAUAGGAUGUGUUGGGUAUGUCUGUUAGUGUGUCUGCACGCUUGUACUGUAUGUUCUUUUUCCCUUUUUUGGGUUGGAGUUGCAGAGACGUGAUUGGGCUCUUGUGGAAACUGGGAAGGUGUGUUCAGCGUCUUGUAGCUCGGGAGACUCUUCUAAACUCCCCAAACCCGCUGCAGGUCUCAUGGAGAAUGGGUCUAGAAGUCUGACUUUACACUCUGUGAUUAAAAAAUAAGGUACCAAAGGGAGAAAAAAACCCAUCUCAAACAGCUGCAAUUAUGUGAGCGUAUGAUUUGAAUUGAACAUUUUUAUUUGGAGUUGACAGAUCUCAUAAGUCUGGAUCAUGAUACGGUACAUUUCUAAAAUUACACA
Perca fluviatilis (European perch) is the source of this 4695-nucleotide messenger RNA. RefSeq names its product acyl-CoA synthetase short chain family member 2 (gene acss2). Gene Ontology annotation, molecular function: acetyl-CoA synthetase activity. Gene Ontology annotation, biological process: acetyl-CoA biosynthetic process. The coding region runs from base 627 to 2726 and encodes 699 amino acids. The transcript is spliced from 19 exons. The record is from RefSeq and is a predicted model, not a curated record. Lineage: Eukaryota; Metazoa; Chordata; Actinopteri; Perciformes; Percidae. Gene Ontology annotation, cellular component: cytoplasm.